Molecule: messenger RNA, 5595 nt
Organism: Agrilus planipennis (emerald ash borer)
Lineage: Eukaryota; Metazoa; Arthropoda; Insecta; Coleoptera; Buprestidae
Gene: singed
Product: protein singed
Exons: 11
Coding region: 50-5374 (1774 amino acids)
Biological process (GO): cell migration; establishment or maintenance of cell polarity; actin filament bundle assembly
Cellular component (GO): cytoplasm; actin cytoskeleton
Molecular function (GO): actin filament binding; protein-macromolecule adaptor activity
Source: RefSeq, a predicted model, not a curated record
AAGAAGAUGGUCCGAUGAUCUAAUACGAAACGUCGUUAAUGAAAAAGAAAUGGACGGAGUUCACAAUAGACGCUAUAAAAGCAAUGUUUGUGGCAAUUUUUUUGGAAAUUUUCAUCACAAAGCGUACUUCGAUUAUGCGUAUGGAAAGAAAUUUCGAAACAAGUUCAAAUAUCCAGGUUAUUCCUUUUCAAAACCGAACAGUGCGGUGAUAAAACCGCCAUUGCUGGGAUCAAUUUCUAAAAAAUUACCGGACAUGUGUAACGAAACCUAUCAGUGCAGUAGCACACGUGUUGAAAGACAAAAUCAAACCGAAACAACUUUUAAAUCCUGUAAACGAAACGAACCGUCGUCUACGUCUGUUAAGGAUAACGGAAACAAAAAUGGACUAGUUGUUUCGACGAAAUCUUCUUCAAGACAAAACAUUCAGAAAAUGUUUCUAGAAUUAAAUAAAAGUAGAUCGGAUCUUGAUACCAAACGAAACAGUUCCUCUUCGUCCAGCAAAAACUUCAAGAAGAAACAGCAACAUACUCUAUUGAAAAUGCUAUUGCAAAAUGCGGAGUACCCUUGGAAGAAAAUCAAAGACAAAUUGAAUUUCUACGACACUUGUAACGGUAACAAUUGUUCAUCAAAUACUUCAAAUAACGUAAAAAAAUCCAGAACGCCGUUCACGUCUCACAAUCUGAGAAAAAUAGAGAAAGAAGACGUUACUUCCAUACCUCUAGAAGCCAAUUAUGUGGGUCACCUUUCUAAUAACACCGGACACCUUUUGCUAGACAAAUCAACACCAUUACAUUGUAAUUGCGAGUAUCAUCAAAACGCUGUUACGUCUGAAGAGAUCAAAUGCAAAAGAUAUAUUAAAAACGGCCUCAAUAGGAGAGAGACGAGUCUCUUUCACAAACCGAGCCAAACGUUCGAUUAUAGUAAAAGAGUGAAGACGAAACCCGCUGAUCCAGCGAGAAGAUCUAAUAGUUAUCCUAAUCAAAAAUACAAUGAGCACCCUGCAGGUUGCAAUAAUAAUCCUCCUAAACAUUCGGAGAGUUUCGUCAAUAUUUCGAAAGUUAAAUCUGCUAAUAGAGACGUUAAUUCUGAACUGUUGCUGCACAAAUCGUACAAAAAUUAUCUCGUGAAUCCAGUUUUCGUGCACUGUAACAAUCCCCAAUUUCCUAAUUUUGACAAUCAAAUAACCCUACAUCGUACCGUUUCAAACCAUAACCUCAAAUCUUUCGACCAAACACAGGAUAAUGGUACAAUUACCGAAGAAAAACCACACACGACCGUUAAUAUCAAAAUUAAUUUGGAAAACAAAGGUCAAAGUCAAAAUUCCAUUAUUUACUGUAGCCAAGACGAUCUAUACUGCAACCUUUUAGUCGACCCUUCAUCCCCGUUAUGUUCCCAUAACGCUGAUAAGCAAAACGGGUGCCACCUUCGCUGGUACCAGUGCCAGAAAAUGGCCCCAUUUCAUAAACCUGCAUCUCACUGUGAUAAUACAACAAGCUACCACGAAACUAAUAAUACUGGAGUUAAAAAUGUCAACGUAACUUCAACACAGAAGCCUGAAAGAAUUAAUAAAAUGAUACAGAAUGAUAUCCAUGUCAAGAAGGACGCGUACGUUCAAAAUCCAUACAGAGAAAACAAAAAUAUACAAACGGAGAAGUCUGGACUAAUGACAGGAAACAAAAAUACACCCUGUUCUUCCAGUAGGCAACGUAUUAAGACAAACAAAAAUAUUUAUUUAGUUUCUGUUAACAAUAAUCGUUUGGGAGCGGAAUCGACAUCCUCAGUCCGUAGAACCAGUGAUAAUGGACUGUUAUCUUCUACGAAUGAUGCAGACAAAUGUUGUUAUCAGAAUCUUUCGAGUCAAUGUGAUAAUAAAGAACAAGAAUGUGUUGAAUGUCCCAAGCUGGUGCCCUACUCAAUUUCUUCAAGUGACGAUAUCAAUGAAACAGAAGAACAAGUCGAAAUAAUCGAAAAAUUACAAUCACAAAAUAAACCAAACGAAAUUACGAAAUGUGACAGACCAUACACAAAGUUAUCGAUAGAUAAAAAUAUUGAUAAAAAUACAUCCAAAUGUGUAGACAUUUUCUAUAACUUUGAAAAUAAGUGUAACGUUUUCCAAUGUAAAGUAUCGAAAACAAAAUUCGUCAAGCCAAAACGAGAUACGGAAAAGACAUUUUUAAAUCGUUACAAUUGUAAUCGAUCGCAGUUGUAUAAAGAUAUAGAUAAAUCUGAAAUGGCAUCGUCACUUUCAAGAAUAUCGAGUACCCAGAUUGAAGAAAAUGCCAAAGUUUUUUUAAAUGGUCUAGAAGAAGCCCCAUGGAUCUGUAUAUUUGAUGGAAUUAGUAAUUUCAAGAGUGGCAGUGACACUUCUUUAAACAAAAAAUGUGAAUACACUGGAAAUAAUAGUAAUAAUAAUUUUCGUGCAAUGUUAGAAGUAACAAAUAACGGACCCAAAACGGAAAAUGUUGAAAAUCUUCCCAUAAUGGUACUUUUAAAUAGUGAACAAAAUGGUAACACUGUUUCUAAUCUAAGUCUAAGAUCUACCGUUGAAGAAGAACGUAAUCAAUCAAAAUAUUUAGACGUUGAUAAGUGUUGCAGUAUCAAAAAUAAACCGGAUAUGUACAAAAAUAUUACCAAAAAUUAUGGUGCAAUCGAUAACGAAACGGGACAUUGUGACAUUAAAAAAGGCACCGGAACGAGAAGCCGAAGUAUUUGUAGCAUCAUGGACUACAUAAAACCGUUAAACAAAAGUGUCCAAUUCAGUAGCGACUACAUAACAAAAGACAAUUUAAAAAUCGGUUACAUUAUAUCUAGAAUCGAAGAUCUCUUGAAUGUACUAAACGACAAUAUCGCAGAGAAAUUAAAUAAUGUAAAGAAAAAAGAGCAUCAAACUACUAACCGAAAUCAUAUACCUAAAUCGUUUAUUAAUUUAACGAAAACAAUGGAAAAUAGUGAUAGUAGAACUGAUUCUGUAUCAUCGUGGGAAGAACCAGUAAAGAGUUCCAGCAAGUACAUUGAUUUUCAGAAAGACGCUAAUAAUAACUGUAAUAAAGAAGAAAGCGUUAAAAAAAUAAAAACAAGAGAACGAAAUGUAAAACAACCCAAUUCAACAUGUAACAACACCGUUGUGUCGUUGUCAUUUUAUAACGGGGCAGAACAAAAGAACAUAGACAUUGUCCAAGAGGACACGUGGAAGACAAGAUGGCUGAAAAGACUUUGCAAAAACUGCGAAUCAAAUAAACAUUUAACUUACCCGACAGAUAGUAAAAUUGAAAUAAAAAACAACCUCAGAAAAUCCACUCCAAAUAAACAAAACUCUAGAGUCCUUAAUAAAGACAUAAAGAACGAUCUUUGGGACAAAUGUAAUUCUACAAAAACGUUUUACUGUAACCAUUGUGGCAGUCGUUGGAAUGAAAAAAUUAAAAUAAAAAACAUUACAAAUUUAAAAUCUCGUAACAGUGAAUAUGGAAACUCAAAAAUUAUGUUGAAAAAAUGUCCCAAAUGCCGAAAAUACACCUACAUUAUAAACAAACGACAACCGAAAAGCGCACGAUACAACGUUAGCAAAAAAAAAUGCGUUUCUAAAACGUCUGUUACGUCUUCAAGUUGUUUAAAUGUCGCUGACAAUACUUCAUGCCAUGAAAUUAUAUUGUCGAUGAUGAACCCGAAAAGACAGGAGAUACAAAAAAGUACGAAGGAAGAUUUUUACAAUGCCCAGUAUGUCGCGGAUUUGAGAGAGGAAACGUUUUUGAAAAUGAUGGAGCCCAAAAGGCGUCCGGCAACACGAGACUUCCCAACGAUGCAGAAGUUAACAAAACAGGUCUCCAUAAUGAAUGGACUCAAUGGGCAUACGAAUGGGGACCUUAACGGGUGCGACAUUAUAACUCAGAAUCAACAAAAAGGCUGCUGGACAAUAGGCCUUAUCAAUUCCAAGUUCAAGUAUCUUACAGCAGAGACUUUCGGUUUUAAAAUAAACGCAAACGGCGCUUCGCUGAAGAAAAAACAGAUAUGGACUUUGGAGCCAGAUUUAGCCACCAGUGGCGAAAGCUACAUUUAUCUGAAAUCCCAUCUGGACAAGUAUUUAGCUGUUGAUUCCUUCGGGAAUGUCACAUGCGAAAACGAAGAAAAGGACCCAGGGUCGAAAUUCUUAAUAAGCGUCGCUGAAGAUGGUACAGGACGAUGGGCAUUCCGGAACGUCGUGCGCGGAUACUUUUUGGGCGCCAGCCAAGACAAACUAACUUGCACCGCGAAAAUCCCCGGGGAUGCUGAAUUUUGGCUAGUCCAUUUGGCUGCAAGGCCUCAGAUAAAUUUGAGAUCUGUAGGUCGAAAACGGUUUGCUCAUCUGUCAGAAAAUCAAGAAGAAAUUUAUGUCGAUGCCAACAUCCCGUGGGGCGAAGACACACUAUUCACCCUCGAAUUUAGGGCAGACGAAUCUGGCAAGUACGCCCUCCACACGUGCAAUAACAAAUAUCUGUCCCUUGGAGGUAAACUGGUUGACAAAUGUUCGUCCGACUGUCUAUUUACUGCUGAAUAUCACAGUGGUUACUUAGCCCUACGUGACAAAAAUGGUUCCUAUUUAAGCCCUAUUGGUUCGAAGGCUGUACUAAAAACGCGAUCAAACACUGUAACCAAAGAUGAAUUAUUUUCACUCGAAGAUUCACUGCCUCAGGCCAGUUUUGUAGCGGCUCUGAACGCAAAAUACGUUUCUGUGAAACAAGGGGUUGAUGUAACUGCAAAUCAAGAUGAAAUUUCCGAUCACGAGACAUUCCAAUUAGAAUUUGAUUGGAGCACAAAGCGAUGGUAUAUAAGAACGAUGCAAGACAGAUAUUGGACCCUGGAAACAGGGGGUGGAAUACAAGCAGCUGGGGACAAAAGGUCGUCGAAUGCCCUUUUCGAUUUAAUAUGGCAAGGAGAUGGUUCUGUGGCGUUUAGGGCCAACAAUGGCCGCUACGUGACAACGAAACGUUCUGGUCACUUGUACGCAAAUUCGGACGCUGUGGACGAAAACAGCAAGUACUUUUUCUAUCUUAUCAAUCGCCCCAUUCUCGUUUUGAAAUCAGAGCAAGGAUUCGUGGGGUACAAGUCCGGCAACAACACAAAACUCGAAUGCAACAGGGCAAUGUACGAGACGAUUCAAGUCGAACGGGCCGAAAAAGGAGUGGUGUAUUUUAAAGGUCAAAAUGGGAAAUACUGGCAUUGUGAUAACGAGGGUGUGACGGCGGAUUCUGACAUUCCUGAGGGAUUUUAUUUGGAAUUGCGGGAACCGACAAGGCUUAGUAUCAAAUCGGUAAACGGUAGUUAUUUGACCGCUAGCAAAAAUGGUGUUUUUAGACUCGGGGAUUCCUCCUACGAAAACGCCACCCAGUGGGAAUAUUAAGCACCCGCUGCUGUUAUCAGGACUACCACUACGUUUUUUUGUUUUUUUUAAAUCAGUUUCAUACUAUCGAUUUGGUUCACCACCGAAAUAAAUCAACCACCGCCGUGAACCGUCUCUACAUAAUUGUGACUUGUUUUGUAAUUUUGUAUAAGCAAAGUGAGAUUUUAUACAGGUUUUUAUAUUUAUUGUAUUGUAUAAUANACAAUAAUAAUAAUGAUAAU